Messenger RNA from Bombus terrestris (buff-tailed bumblebee), 2077 nucleotides. RefSeq names its product triokinase/FMN cyclase. Gene Ontology annotation, molecular function: glycerone kinase activity. The record is from RefSeq and is a predicted model, not a curated record. Gene Ontology annotation, biological process: glycerol catabolic process. The transcript is spliced from 10 exons. Lineage: Eukaryota; Metazoa; Arthropoda; Insecta; Hymenoptera; Apidae. The coding region runs from base 16 to 1764 and encodes 582 amino acids. Gene Ontology annotation, cellular component: cytosol.
GACGUUCGCGUAUCAAUGAGAUUCAUUAAGAAAUGGUGUAGUUUCACUAUACACAAAGUUACGCAGAAGAACGAUUUCGUGAACAGCUACGUUUACUUCAGUGUGUAUCCUACGAAAAUUUUAUUCAGAACUAUGAAGAGUUUAGUUAACGAAGUUAAUAAUGCCGUCACGGAAUCUCUUUUUGGAUUAUCGUUUGCAUUUCCGCAAUUGGAGUAUCAAGAAUCUCAUAAAGUCGUUUUGAUGCCAAACCUUCAAGAACGGAAACAUAAGGUAUCCCUGAUAUGCGGCGGUGGAAGUGGACACGAACCUUUCGCGGCUGGUUAUGUUGGAAAUGGUAUGUUAGCUGCAGCUGUAGCAGGCUCAAUAUACGCAGCACCACCAUCAAAACAUAUCUCUUAUGCCAUCGACCGUGUUUCUCAAUAUAAUAAUACUGGUAUUUUGAUGGUCGUUCCAAAUUAUACUGGAGAUUGCCUUAAUUUUGGAAUAGCAAUUGAAAAAGCGAGACAAAAGGGUCUGAAGAUUUCGGAAGUAAUUGUAAAUGAAGACUGUAGUAUACCGAAGGAGGAGCAAGGUGUCGCUGGCAAGCGUGGUUUAACGGGAAUAAUAUUUGUUAUGAAAAUAGCUGGUGCGUUAGCAGAACAAGGGCUAUCACUUGAAGAAGUGACUAAAACUGCACAUCAUGUUUUGCAAAAUAUAGCCACUUAUUCGGUUGGAUUAACAGCUUGUGCAAUACCCGGCCAAUCUCCAAUGUUCGAACUCGGAGAAGAUGAAAUCGAAGUUGGUCAGGGAAUUCAUGGAGAGGCUGGAUAUGAAAAAAUGAAAUUGAAACCCUGCAGUGAAAUAGUUGCAUUCAUGCUCAAACGCUUACGCGAGACAUUAUCUUUGAAGAGUGGAGACUCAGUUGCAGUUAUCAUUAAUAACUUCGGAGCGUUAAGUCAACUGGAACAAGGAAUUGUAGUUUAUGAUGUUGUGAAACAUCUUCGAAGUAUGAAUAUAGAGCCUCUUCGUGUGUAUGCGGGACUACUGAUGACGUCAUUGAACAGUGCUGGAGUGCAUAUUACUCUUUUAAAAUUAUCCGAAGAUGAUAAAAGUUUCUUCAUUGGUUGCCUAGAUGCACCUACUGUUGCACCAAAGUGGCCAGGUUGCGUAUAUAGCAUUUCUACAGAAAGUUCACGAAAGGUUGUUCAAGAUCUAAUAGUACGGGCAGUGGAAACAAUUGGAAUGGAAAUUACUCUCGAACUACAGAACUUAUUAAAGCAAUGUUUGAAAAGUGCUUGUGAAAGUAUCAUUCAGAAAGAAAAUCAUCUUAAUGAUUUAGAUAGAGGAUGUGGAGACGGUGACACAGGAUCGACGCUUAACAGACUUGCUACUGGAAUUUUAGCAAAUCUAGACAAGUUUCAAUUCUCGCAUCCAUCGUCAGUUUUUACUGAACUCGCUCAUAUAGCCGAAGAAGAAAUGGGUGGCACUUCUGGAGCAUUGUACUGCUUGUUUUUUACUAGUAUUACCACAGAAUUAGUUUCACUUUCUGAAAAAAAAGGUUGGCUGCAAAUUUGGGCACGUGCAUUUCGCAGUGGUCUAAAUUGCUUAAUAAAAUAUGGAAAAGCGAAACCGGGUGAUAGAUCCAUGUUGUCACGAGGACGACGAAUCGAAUACAUGUGUAUAUUACGCUGCACAACAACAAAAGCUUAUCUUGAAUGCUGCUCGCUUAAUUUCAGUACUGAAUUGUACUCUAAUCCGGAUCGAUACACUUUCUACACCUUGUAAAUGGUUGGAUUAUCAAAUAUGUCACAUUAUUCGAUUGUACUUGUAAAACAGUAAAAUGGAGAACAAUAACUUGCAGAACAACAAUGAUGUAUAGCAAUAUAAUUUAUUAAUAAAAACAAAAUAUGUAUAGGCUGUUAAAAAACGUAGUGGGUAGCAUUUAUAGGGUGUAAUUCUACGUAUUAAGGCAAUGAAGAAAGUGUGCGGAAAUGUUGUUUAUUUUUUCAAAUUUUAUAUAAUCUAAUUGUAUACUAGGAAUAUGUUAGCAGUUGCCGUAGGUUAAUUAAUUGACUGAUAAACUUUUCUGUCUAUUUCA